UGUGAGGGGGGAUAUAGCUUUAAUAACACAUGUCAUGAUGUGAAUCUGAAUAUUCGUCUAUAUACACAAUCAUUUCAUUUCCAUCAUCAUCACUGUUACUCUUCGUGUCUUGUUAAUAUCUUUUCUUUCUGGGUUUUUCAUCUCACCCCUUUCCUUCAACAAACCAUGGUAUUCACUUUUUGUUGUAUUUUCUUUUUCUUCUACAACUUGUUCUAUUACUUACUUUGAUCUAAAUAUUUGAUUUUUCCUUUUUGGUAUUCAUGAUUUUGUGAUAAUAACAUGUUUGGAACUAAAAAGAUUAGUUUUUUCUUGUUGGGUCUUGUGUCUUUUUUUGUUCUUUCUCUUUAAUUCAUUGUUGAGACUUUAGAGUAUGCAGGUUGAGCUUAUGAAAAUGGCUUUAGAGGAAACUGAUUCAUGGAGUUUAGGAGGAAUAAUUGGAUCCUUUAUUGACCUUUUUGUAGCUUAUGUAUUACUAUGUGGAUCCACUUUUGCUUUCUUUGUUGCCAAAUUUCUUAGGUUUUUUGGAUUUUAUCUUCCUUGUCCUUGCAAAGGGAUUUUAGGUUAUAGAAAUAGCUAUCUUUGUUUUCAUAUGUUAUUGUUUGAAUGGCCUUUAAGGAAGAUAUGUUCCAUUCAAGUAAUGGCGUUGAAGAGGUUUCCAUUUGAUUUGGUUUGGGUGAAGAAAGAUCAUUCUUUAAACAAUAUCAAUGAGAACAAAAUGGUUGUUAAUGUUGAUGAGAAAACAUGUGGUAAUAAUGAUAAUAGGAUUGUUGAAUUAGAAGAUGAGAGUUUGAGUUCGAGUCCACGUUUGCGAGAAAUUGGGUAUGAUGUUAAAGGAAAGGGGGUUUUGAGUUUGAAACGUAGGUCAGGGUUUCGGCGUAGGAAGAGGAGUGGUUAUGAUUGUGGAAAAAUCGAUUCGGUUAUUCGUCGUCAUAGUUUCCAGUCUGAUGUUACAUUCACUUCCACGCCUUGUGAUGGAAGCAGCGGUAUGAUUAAAGAUAGAUCCAGUCAGAGCUCAAAUUCUGCGUCAGGCAAAGAAGGUAGUUUGCAUUGCGAUGACUAUGACCGGACGAGCCAUGAUUUGGACGAAAAAACAUGUCACAGUUAUGAAUUCAAUACAUCAAUAAUUGAAAGUCCGGGACAGGGAAUAUAUUCAUCGACUUUGGAGCACUACUCGAGUGCUACUACAAGAGAUAAUAUUCAUGUUGUUGGAAAUGAAGACAGCCGUAUCAAGAUGUAUGAAAACGCGCUUGAAGAAGAGAAAGCUGCUUACGCUGCUCUUUAUCUAGAGUUAGAGAAGGAGAGAGCUGCAGCUGCUACUGCUGCGGAUGAAGCCAUGGCUAUGAUAUUGCGUCUGCAAGAGGAGAAAGCUUUGAUGGAAAUGGAGAUGAGACAAUACGAUAGGUUAAUUGAAGAAAGAGUUGCUUAUGAUGAAGAAGAGAUGAGUAUUAUGCAAGAGAUUCUGAUAAGAAGGGAAAAGGAGAAUCUCUUUCUGGAAAAGGAACUCGAAAGGUAUAGGCAAAUGUGUUUGACAGGAAAUUGUGAGUCGAAAUCUAAGUCGGCGGAUGUACGGCUUAAUGAAUGGAAACAACAGUCACCACUUUCGUUUGAAAUAUAUGAUGAUCCACCGCAGACAGAAAGUGCCGUAUCAAAUGUUAAGAGAGAUUUUACCGAUACGGAACAUGGACAAGAGCUGGAGAAGAACAGUAGACACAAGGAUCAAGCGUGCGAUGAUCUGCAUAGCUCUUUCGAUGAUACCGAGUCCGAUGUUCUUGACGUCCAUGUUAUUGAUGACAACAUCGAACAUAAGGAAAAGGAAAUUGAAAAUUCAAGCAGCUCUUCAUGUAGUACUACUCUUUCAGACAAACCGAUGAAUACACGUCUUGAACACGCAAGUUGUUCAGAUGCUGACUCAAAAUGCAAAUCUAUGCCUUUCGACACUGAAAGUGAUUCUCCGUAUUUGGUUCAUAAUGAAAAGUUAAGGAUUGACAAUGAGAUUGAAGUUCUUGGAGAAAGGUUGAGGACAGUGAAGCAUGAAAAAGAGAAAUUGACUUUGUUUACAGACAAAGGCGAAAACGAAAAAGGUCAGUUGAAGCUUUUGGAUGAGAUAGCAUCCCGUCUUCAACAGAUUAAACAAUUAAGGAAGCCUGCACGCGACGCAUCCUUGCCCCCUAAGCCUGCGCGUGGUGCAUCCUUGCCCCCUUCAUGGACUCAGGUGAGCGAGAGGAAGAGGCGCAGCCAAAGUGUGACUUUGGAGACUUGUGAAAGCUCCUAAAUCAUGUAGAGUUUGUUAAUUGACAUGAGGUUUCAUAGCCAAGCAUCCUUGUAAACUUGUAAAUGCUAUGUGAAAUACCUCUUGUUGCCACUAGAAUUCAGCAGUACUUCCCUUUAUCUUGUUGUAUGCUUGAGAACUUAUAGUUUCUGUAAAUAAAUAAAUGUUAUGUGUCA
This is a messenger RNA of Lathyrus oleraceus (garden pea), 2445 nucleotides long. RefSeq names its product myosin-binding protein 3. The transcript is spliced from 3 exons. The record is from RefSeq and is a predicted model, not a curated record. Lineage: Eukaryota; Viridiplantae; Streptophyta; Magnoliopsida; Fabales; Fabaceae. The coding region runs from base 371 to 2272 and encodes 633 amino acids.